AUGUCGGCCCCAGAGGUGACAUCAGUUUCGGUGAUAAGACUGACCAACGCUUUCGUCGGCGGACACUGCGAAGGCGUGGACGCCGUUAUGGUCUUCAUAACGAUCAGCGGACAUAAGGAAAGGAUAGACAACUUCUGCGGACACAAACUCCCGUCUCAGCUCAUGUCGAACGGCCCCUCCAUGUCAGUGGAGUUCCGCACCACUCAGACGUCACGUACGGGCAAAGGAUUCCGCGCAAUGUAUCGAUUCAUUAACAACUUUGGUAUCAGUGGCGGCACUCAAGACGAUAGAGAAGCCGUUUGCGGCUUUAUCUUCAACAGCACAAUACACCCCAACGGCUCAUUCACUUCGCCUAAUUAUCCGGGGCUGUAUCCACGGGACACGGAAUGCCACUACCAUUUCUAUGGACAGCCUAACCAGAGGGUCCACAUCACGUUCGCCUACUUCGACGUGGAAGGCGUGCCUCCUUGUGAUUCAAACAGUGCGAGCGAUUUCGUGGAGUUCAGUAAUUAUCGGACAGUCGACCGGAAAAUGUCGCGAAACUGCGGCGUAAAGGUGCCGAAGAAUGUCAUCUCUGACAACGACUUCUUUCGCAUAGCCUUCAAGUCUAACGACAAGUUUGACGGCACAGGGUUUGAGGCUUUCUAUCAGUUCCGCGCCCACGACGAGUCUAAUAAUGGGAUUCACAAGAUCUCCACAUUUCCCAAAAGUCAUGCAAUGAGUAAAUAUCUCUAA
Molecule: messenger RNA, 735 nt
Organism: Oppiella nova
Lineage: Eukaryota; Metazoa; Arthropoda; Arachnida; Sarcoptiformes; Oppiidae
Source: the annotation of a GenBank genome assembly